Messenger RNA from Mesoplodon densirostris (Blainville's beaked whale), 1344 nucleotides. It is a transcript of the gene ZIC1, whose product is annotated as Zic family member 1. The coding region runs from base 1 to 1344 and encodes 447 amino acids. Gene Ontology annotation, molecular function: DNA-binding transcription factor activity, RNA polymerase II-specific; RNA polymerase II cis-regulatory region sequence-specific DNA binding. The record is from RefSeq and is a predicted model, not a curated record. Lineage: Eukaryota; Metazoa; Chordata; Mammalia; Artiodactyla; Ziphiidae. Gene Ontology annotation, cellular component: nucleus. Gene Ontology annotation, biological process: regulation of transcription by RNA polymerase II; central nervous system development. The transcript has 3 exons.
AUGCUCCUGGACGCCGGCCCCCAGUACCCCGCGAUCGGCGUGACCACCUUUGGCGCGUCCCGCCACCACUCGGCGGGCGACGUGGCCGAGCGCGACGUGGGCCUGGGCAUCAACCCGUUCGCCGACGGCAUGGGUGCCUUCAAGCUCAACCCCAGCUCGCACGAGCUGGCCUCCGCGGGCCAGACGGCCUUCACGUCUCAGGCUCCCGGCUACGCGGCUGCGGCGGCCCUGGGACAUCACCACCAUCCGGGCCACGUCGGCUCCUAUUCAAGCGCAGCCUUCAACUCCACGCGGGACUUUCUGUUCCGCAACCGGGGCUUUGGAGACGCGGCGGCUGCAGCCAGCGCGCAACACAGUCUGUUCGCUGCUUCAGCCGGGGGCUUCGGGGGCCCACACGGCCACACGGACGCCGCGGGCCACCUCCUCUUCCCUGGCCUUCACGAGCAGGCGGCGGGCCAUGCAUCGCCCAACGUGGUCAACGGGCAGAUGAGGCUUGGCUUCUCGGGGGACAUGUACCCGCGGCCCGAGCAGUAUGGCCAGGUGACCAGUCCGCGUUCAGAGCACUAUGCCGCGCCGCAGCUGCACGGCUACGGGCCCAUGAACGUGAACAUGGCCGCGCAUCACGGCGCCGGCGCCUUCUUCCGCUAUAUGCGCCAGCCCAUCAAACAGGAGCUCAUCUGCAAGUGGAUCGAGCCCGAGCAGCUGGCCAACCCCAAAAAGUCGUGCAACAAAACUUUCAGCACCAUGCACGAGCUGGUCACGCACGUCACAGUGGAGCACGUCGGCGGACCCGAGCAGAGUAACCACAUCUGCUUCUGGGAGGAGUGUCCGCGCGAGGGCAAGCCCUUCAAAGCCAAAUACAAACUGGUUAACCACAUCCGCGUGCACACGGGCGAGAAGCCCUUUCCCUGCCCCUUCCCUGGCUGCGGCAAGGUCUUCGCCCGUUCUGAGAACUUAAAGAUCCACAAAAGGACGCACACAGGGGAGAAGCCCUUCAAGUGCGAGUUCGAGGGCUGCGACCGACGUUUCGCCAAUAGCAGCGAUCGCAAGAAGCACAUGCACGUGCACACGAGUGACAAGCCCUAUCUGUGCAAGAUGUGCGACAAAUCCUACACGCACCCCAGCUCGUUGCGCAAACACAUGAAGGUCCACGAAUCCUCCUCGCAGGGCUCGCAACCUUCUCCGGCCGCCAGCUCGGGCUAUGAGUCCUCCACGCCGCCCACCAUCGUGUCUCCCUCCACAGACAACCCGACCAACAGCUCCCUGUCGCCCUCCUCCUCCGCGGUCCACCACACAGCCGGCCACAGCGCGCUCUCUUCCAAUUUUAACGAAUGGUACGUUUAA